AACUAUAUUAAUAAUAUUUUUUUAUUGAUAUGUUAGAAUGCUUGGUGUUCUGUAUGUGUUAUUCAGCAAUUUCUUGUUUUAAUAAUUGUGAUUAAACUCAGGUGCUUAAGGCAAUGAAAGAAUCUGUUUCAACAAAACCUGCCAUCUUUUCCAUGUCUAGCCCAACCAUGAAUGCUGAGUGCACUGCUAUUGAUGCUUUUAAGCAUGCUGGAGGAGAUAUCGUAUUUGGAAGUGGAAGCCCUUUCGAAAAUGUAGAUCUUGGUAAUGGAAAAGUGGGUCAUGUAAAUCAGGCCAACAACAUGUAUUUAUUCCUAGGAAUCGGUCUAGGAUCACUUUUGUCAGGUGCUCGGCUAAUAACAGAUGGAAUGUUGCAGGCUGCUGAAUGGUAUGCACAUGUUAAUGUGGACUACUUUUAUUAG
Molecule: messenger RNA, 419 nt
Organism: Arachis ipaensis
Lineage: Eukaryota; Viridiplantae; Streptophyta; Magnoliopsida; Fabales; Fabaceae
Product: NAD-dependent malic enzyme 2, mitochondrial-like
Biological process (GO): pyruvate metabolic process; malate metabolic process
Cellular component (GO): mitochondrion
Molecular function (GO): NAD binding; malate dehydrogenase (decarboxylating) (NAD+) activity
Source: RefSeq, a predicted model, not a curated record